Messenger RNA from Gallus gallus (chicken), 6368 nucleotides. RefSeq names its product aspartate beta-hydroxylase (gene ASPH). Gene Ontology annotation, biological process: peptidyl-aspartic acid hydroxylation. Gene Ontology annotation, molecular function: protein binding; peptidyl-aspartic acid 3-dioxygenase activity. The transcript is spliced from 27 exons. Bases 251 to 2596 code for a protein of 781 amino acids. NCBI's taxonomy places the organism in Eukaryota, Metazoa, Chordata, Aves, Galliformes, Phasianidae. Gene Ontology annotation, cellular component: membrane; endoplasmic reticulum. The record is from RefSeq and is a predicted model, not a curated record.
GUCAGAACGGGAUUGCCAUAUGAGUUCUGAAAAGCAUUUGGCUCUUGAAGAUAACCGCUCUAAAAAUAGACUUUUUGGAGGAGAGUUUUCACUUUGGUCCAGUUUCGGGUUCCAGCUGAGCUAGCUUUACGAAACUCAUCAGCUCCUGUUGCAAGACUACAGUGAGGAUAAACGUCUUCUUACUCUGCCUUCAGUGCUAACUUUUGGAGAUAACGACACGCUCACUUGGUGGAAAUUGAACACCAGUGUUAUGGCUGACGACACAGAGAGUAAGCAUGGAGGAAACAGGAAUGGAAAGAAAGAAGGCCUCUCUGGAAGCUCGUUUUUCACCUGGUUUAUGGUAAUUGCUUUGCUGGGAGUUUGGACGUCAGUAGCAGUUGUCUGGUUUGAACUUGUAGAUUAUGAAGAAGUCCUAGCCAAAGCAAAGGAUUUCCGUUAUAACUUGUCAGAGGUACUACAAGGCAAACUUGGAAUAUAUGAUGCUGAUGGAGAUGGAGAUUUUGAUGUGGAAGACGCUAAAGUGUUGCUAGGCCUAAAAGAAAGAUCUGUCCCAGAACAGCCAGCAUCACCAGUAUCUGAGGAGACCAUUCAGCCUGCUGAGCAGUCAUUCACCAAAUCAGAGCACAAGAAUGUUGAUGUAGAAUUGGAAGAGGAAAUUCAGCCUGUUCUUCAUGAUGCUCUCCAUUCGCAGCCUGGAGAGGGACAUGAAGAUGUAGAUGAAAGCUUAAGUGACCAGUGGCAAGAGAAGGAAGAAAUACAUGCAGAAACAUUUGAAACUCCUGCAACAGAUGACACGCUUAGAGAAUUAGAGAAUGAAAUGACAGAGGAUUAUGAGACACCAGACUCAUUUCAGAAAGAUGCUGAUUUUGUAGCAGAUGAUCCUGGAGCAACAGAACCUGAAACAUACGAAGUUCCAGUUUCUUAUGAAUAUGAUAUGGAUUUGGAAAACACAGUAAGUGAUCCAGAAGCUCCAGGUGACUCUGAGCUAACAUUAGAAGAUGCUGUUGAACACUACACAGAACCAGAAUACGAGAAAGAGACUGAGACUCAAGAUACAGCUGUUGAAGACCUUCCUGAGGAAGUACAUGAAGCCACAGAACCAGUUAGAGAUGAAACUGUUGAAGAUUUAGAAAUGGAGAAAAAACUACCAGUAGAAAGUAAGCAUACAGAAGAAGAUAAUGUGGCCGCUGGACCAGAGGAAUCAGAAGUCCCUGUUCAAACUGAGGAUUAUUCAAAUGAUAAUCUAGUGGGAAAAGGUGAAACAGAGACUGAGCAGGACAAAAUGGAAAAAGUUAAAAAGAAGAAGAAGCCGAAGCUCUUAAACAAGUUUGAUAAAACCAUUAAAGCUGAAUUGGAUGCUGCAGAAAAAUUACGUAAAAAAGGAAAAGUUGAAGAAGCUCUAAGAGCCUUUGAAGCAUUGGUGAAUCAAUAUCCAGAAAGUCCACGAGCAAGAUAUGGAAAAGCUCAGUCUGAAGAUGACUUAGCUGAGAAAAUGAGAAGUAAUGAGAUGCUGCAAAAAGCCAUCAACACCUAUGAUGAGGUGGUUAGUCUGCCAAAUGUCCCUUCAGAUCUCAUAAAACUGAGCUUGAAACGAGAAGCUGACAGACAGCAGUUCCUUGGUCGCAUGAGAGGUUCCCUGAUUACUCUACAGAAAUUAGUUCAUCUGUUUCCCAGUGAUACGUCAUUCAAGAAUGACCUUGGUGUCGGUUACCUCUUGAUAGGAGAUAACAGCAAUGCCAAGCAAGUGUAUGAAGAGGUUCUACGCAUGGCUCCAGAUGAUGGCUUUGCCAAAGUACACUAUGGCUUCAUCCUGAAGGCCGAAAACAAGAUAGCAGAGAGCAUACCUUAUCUAAAGGAAGGACUAGAGUCUGGUGACCCUGGCACAGAUGAUGGACGAUUUUACUUUCAUUUGGGUGAUGCCUUGCAGAGAAUAGGAGACAAAGAGGCAUACAAGUGGUAUGAACUUGGAUACCAAAGAGGUCAUUUUGCAUCGGUCUGGCAGCGCUCUCUCUACAAUGUCAAGGGACUGAAAGCUCAGCCAUGGUGGACAGCAAAGGAAACAGGUUAUACGGAACUGGUAAAGUCCUUAGAAAAAAACUGGAAGCUCAUUCGAGAUGAGGGGCUUGAUGUGAUGGAUAAAAAAAGAAGCCUCUUCUUGCCUGAAGAUGAGAAUCUACGAGAAAAAGGAGACUGGAGUCAGUUUACUUUAUGGCAACAAGGAAGAAAAAAUGAGAAUGCUUGUAAAGGUGUUCCAAAAACGUGUGCUUUAUUGGAAAGAUUCCCAGAAGCUACGGGCUGCCGAAGAGGACAGAUCAAAUAUUCUGUCAUGCUUCCAGGAACUCAUGUCUGGCCCCACACAGGGCCCACCAAUUGUCGGCUAAGGAUGCAUCUGGGCUUAGUGAUACCUAAAGAAGGCUGCAGAAUUCGAUGUGCCCAGGAAAACAGAACCUGGGAAGAAGGGAAAGUUCUUAUUUUCGAUGACUCUUUUGAGCACGAAGUGUGGCAGGAUGCUGAAAGUUAUCGUCUGAUAUUCAUUGUUGAUGUGUGGCACCCUGAGUUAACAGCACAACAGAGACGAACCCUUCCUGCUAUUUAAGAGAUUAUAUCUGGCGUGAAGAGCAAGAGGAGCUUUAACCUGUCAGAGUAUGCAAAUAUAAACAUGCAGGAUUAAUUUAUGAAGAAUGCUAGUAUUGUAAGGGUUAGAAGGGAUAAUGAUGACAUUCUACAAUCACAGAGGACUUGAGUUUAAAAAACAGAAAAAAAUAGCAAAAAAAAAAAAAAGCCAUGUUUGUUUCAUACUGAUAUAGCACUGAUACAUAUUGUUUUUCUGGCUGCAAGUCUGAGAAUACAAAUCUUGUCAGUCAAGGAGCAAUAUAGGUCUGGAUUUUCAAGCUGAGGAAUGUGCAGAUGUUUUUACUAUGCCUGUAUGAUGUGUUCAAAAACAGUCAUCUACCUGCCUGGCCAUGUUCAGGCACAAGAUUUGCAAUAAUACAUCCGGGAAAUACUUCCCAGGCUUCUCUCUGGGAAGCAGCAUGUGUGGUGUUUAUAGACACAUGCAUCCAAUCAACUUUGAUAAUCAUUGUGCAGUUGUAACAUUAGCUGCUUUAGGUAUAAAACAUGUCCCUAUGUUAUCAACUGUAGAUAAUGUGAAUGGGUUGCGUGUUCUGUUGUUUUUUCUACCUGAAUAACUAUUUUUCUAGCAUAAUUAUGAACAGAUCUUCUUCAAUCAACCACUAUUUUUAAAAAUAAUGUAUAUACAAAGUACAUCUCUAGCUAUAAGCAUAUAUGGUACAUUGUGCUGUAACACAAUAGUAGUAUAUGAACAGAUUUCAUUUUGCCAACUGCGGCCUUCUCUUGCCUUCCUGGAAAUGCAAACAGAAACUUGCAUGAUCUGCUUCUUAGUAGAGUGAUGUCCUUCUAAAACAAAACAGUUCUUUUAGCAGGUAAACUUCAAUUUUGUAAUGUGACUUUCAAAGAUGUUGAACAAGUAUGACUUCUGUAGGCUUGUCUCUUACAGUGCUCUUCAGUUCUUAAGAUUGUAUGGUGAGCUGCAUAAGGACAAGGUCCUUCCAGGUUUCCUGCUAGAUUGCAAAGCAAACAGCUUCAGGUUAUUAACUUGAAUUAACUUCUGCUGCCAGCAUCCUACAAAGAGCUAGAAUGGACCUUUAAUUGACCUAAUGGUGUUUUUCUUGUCUUGAAAUGUAUGAUGCAAUCCUGAAGCAGUCUUAUCACAGCAUAAUUUACAGUAUACUCUGUAUUUGCUACCCAGAGUUUACUGUAUGUUAAAAAAGCCUUAUUUUUAAGAGAGAAAUCCUGGAUGUUUAAGCAGUCGGCUGUCUUUCUGUCACUGUCUCACUGUCUGAUGGGAGAUGGAAGGUGCAGAAGCCUCCACUGUUAACUUCUAAAAACACUAACAAAAUAAACCAGAAUUUGCACAGAUAAUAUUUGAAAUCAAUUGUUACCUACUCACCUGCAAUGCCAGGAGGGAGUGGAUAGGUGUGCUAGGAUGCUCAGAUCUGCUCAAGCUCAUCAGGAGCAAUGGCAUCACUAGUGAAGGUUGUGAGAGACAGGUGCUGACCAAGGAGACAUUAAGGUUGUUGAGUCUUCACAGCUUUGGCCUCGUGGUUUAAAGGACAUUGAACAGUUGUUUUAUUUGCUUAAUGUUCCGUGAUUUUGUACUGCAGAGACUGCAUCAUGGUACCUAAGUAUUGUAGAUAUAAACAGCACAUGCUGCAUGAUCAGAAUGCCAUAUUUGCUAGGCAAAAUAUAGGCAGCAGCCUUGCAUUCCCAUAAAUUGAAUGCUCUUCAGACUUUGUAUUUUAUUGAGUAGUCUUGUAAUGCCAUGUAACACAUGACGAUUGCACCAUAAGCUGUUGUAACCCAUUUCUGGAGGUGUGCACUUUAAUUUCCUUUCUGACUAUUGAAAAAUAGAUAGAACACACACAAAUGAACCCUCUCUGACCAAGAGUCAGUUUUAGGCAGCAGUGGUAAUUAGGCUUUAAUGUGUUGUCCAUCUCAGCAGUAACACAGAGUACCAUCUGCUGUAAGGUGACAGUUCUCUGUGAAUAAUCAUGGAAACUGAGAAAGGUUUGUAAGUUUCACACUUUAGAAAAUAUAAAAAUACUUUUGGAGGCUUUAUGAGAAUUACGAAUGAAACUGGAAAGAAUGUACUUUUUAUAUUAAGGAGUCAUGGUACCAUAAGAAAGAAAGUAAUCCUGGUAGUUGUUGAGUCAGGCUGUGCUUUGUAUCUCCGUACACUUAUCAAGCAGUACAAAUUAUAAACUAUUUUGCUAUUCUGUAAAUAAAGACAUAGUUUGUAAUGAAGUAAUCAAGAACUGUUUAAACCAAAAAUAGUGGCUUAGGAAUGCUUUUAUUAAUAUUGCAUUUUAGUUUCUAUAGCACAGAGUGAACACUAAAGGAGUGGUAAAAACUUCGAAGCUUUAUUUAUAAGAAAUCAUGCUGUCCUGUUUGUUCCUUUGAAGUCACAUGCUUUAUAUAUACAGAUUGCAAUUGCCAAAUAGAUCAAAGUUAUCUACCCAGAAUGUGUGUGUGCCUGAGUGGCACUGUUCAUUAAACUGUAUAGUGACAUAUUGACCGUUUGAUAUCUUAAGUGCCUUGAAUGUGACAAGGUUUCUUGUGAAUAGCUGCUGCGGCACUGAAGUGAUUCUGCUCUCUGCCUACUUGUCAAGGAGCUGAGAGCAUCUAUUUUUAUUAGAUUCAUUUAUUGGAUUUCAUACAUAAAUGGUGAGUAUCUAUAUAUAGCAAAACACAAAAUUAGGCAGUGAAUAAGUAGUAUGUUAUUUUAGUUACUCCUCUUUGCCAUCCAGUAUUUCAUGUUGAAAAAGCUUUUUACGCAUUGGAAAUACCAAUGGAUGAAGUGAAUGGAAAUGCUUUGCAGAUUGAACACGAUUACAAUUUAAACGUUUCAUUCUUUAGCUGUGUUUACAGAGGGAAAUGGCAGCACAGGGCAUUUGUAAGGUAGUAAGUACAUACUUGAAUGAGCAGUAGUGGGCCAUCUCAAAGAUUCAGUGGCAGUGGAGAUAAGUGUAUUAGCAGAGAAAAAUUGCAAACCAAAGUAUUUCUUCACUAAUGCUGCAGUGUAGUAGGCCACGUCUGCCUUGUUUUGUUUUUUAUGGAUGUUUGAUUUACAUUAUGUUUAAGCAAGUUUGCUGUGACCAAUCCAAAUGUCUGAGAGUCUUCAUGAGCCUUGGGGAGAGAGGGAGCUGUGUCCAGUCACAGCUUUCUGUAGCGGGUUAUAAUGCCAUAGCGGGGAAGAAUGGGAAAAAAACCCAAAGGUAAAUGGACUCGGUCAUUUGUUUAAUGUCCCUGCAAGCCUCAGAGUGUUUGCUGCUUUUUCUGACUCCUAUGUUGCUUUGCUGGGAACAUUCACUGCCUUAAAGACCCUCUUCUGUGGAAGCCAGGCCUUGCCCCAGUAACACACUGCUGCAGAGGAAGCUUAUUGUGCAUGAGACAGUCCUGUACACAUACAAGCAGGUACAACCCAGUUGUGUUAAUGGGAUCUGUAGGGUGUCCUUUCUGCCUUGUGCAAGCAUAACAGGCUGUGAAUGAAGGCAGUGUUUUGUUACCAUUCGUUAGGGAUGACCACGUCCAGCUGACCUAGGCCACCACUUUCAGAGCGCUGCUUAUGAAUCCGGUGGAUGUCCCAGAGCUGUAUGAAAAACUCUUGUGCAGCCUGUGAGUUAUCAUCUCAUUUUAUAUAUAUAUGGUUUAUGCGGUUGUCUUUGAUAUGUAGGUGCCAACCACGUGUUCUGUUAAUUGUCGAUGCAUGGCAAUUAAAUUGAAGACAAAAAGCAUGUAUGGUGGUUGUAUCUGUUUUAGGAAAUAAAGUCACUGCUCAUGCAAUUUGA